Messenger RNA from Macaca mulatta (Rhesus monkey), 3689 nucleotides. Lineage: Eukaryota; Metazoa; Chordata; Mammalia; Primates; Cercopithecidae. The record is from RefSeq and is a predicted model, not a curated record.
GUGCGUGGUAUGUGUUGCCAUUUUGGUCUCAUCUCUUUCUCAGUCUCUCUUUGCCUCACUUUGGAUCUAUGCUCUGUGCAUCUGUCUUGCUUCUCAGAAUUUCUUCUUUUCCUCUUUUUUUGUACUACCCUGCGCUUUGUGUGUGAUUGUGGAUUGUGUGUGCGUAGCUGUUGCUUUAACAAGCUGCUCCAGGUCUCUCCCUCCCACAUCUUUCCCUCCCCUCCUCCCUUGAGGCCUCUGUGCAUUCUGGGGAAAUCUGUCCAUUUCCCUUUGUCCACGGUGUCCCUCCCACCCUGCAGCCGGCUCCCUCACAUCCACCCUGGGCUGCAGGCGUGCUCGGCAGCCUCCCCACAGAUCAAAGCUUGUCCAGGGUCUAUAUUGCUGCCAAAGGCCAGGAGGCCCGUGUACAGACCGGAAGCAGCUAGAGCUUAGUGGCAGCUGGAGAGGGGAAGAUUAUAAAGGAGGAGAGGCAAGGGGCAUUCCAGGGGAGCCCGGGAGAGCCAGCAUGACCUCCUGGCAUAUGAGGCACAGAGGAAGACAGACACAGACACAGGGAGCUGCAGGCUGGGGGCAUAAGCUGGGGGCUGGGAAGCAUAGAUACAGAAAUGCACAGAUGUGAGCUGAGAAGCAAGCAGAGAGAGAGAGAGAGAGAGAGAAAGAGAGAGACGUGCUAGGGCUUGAGGGACCAGAGAGCCCUCCCAACCUCUUUCGGAGUGCUGGUCUACAGGAUGCUGCUGUACUAGGGCCCUGCCAUUUUUGCAGGCUCAGGUCCCUACUGGCUCAAGCCCCUGCCUCCCUCAGCAAGGCCACAAUGAACCGGGGAAUCCCUUUUAGGCACUUGCUUCUGGUGCUGCAACUGGCGCUACUCCCAGCAGUCACCCAGGGAAAGAAAGUGGUGCUGGGCAAGAAAGGGGAUACAGUGGAACUGACCUGUAAUGCUUCGCAGAAGAAGAACACACAAUUCCACUGGAAAAACUCCAACCAGAUAAAGAUUCUGGGAAUUCAGGGCUCCUUCUUAACUAAAGGUCCAUCCAAGCUGAGCGAUCGUGCUGACUCAAGAAAAAGCCUUUGGGACCAAGGAUGCUUUUCCAUGAUCAUCAAGAAUCUUAAGAUAGAAGACUCAGAUACUUACAUCUGUGAAGUGGAGAACAAGAAGGAGGAGGUGGAAUUGCUGGUGUUCGGAUUGACUGCCAACUCUGACACCCACCUGCUUGAGGGGCAAAGCCUGACCCUGACCUUGGAGAGCCCCCCUGGUAGUAGCCCCUCAGUGAAAUGUAGGAGUCCAGGGGGUAAAAACAUACAGGGGGGGAGGACCCUCUCUGUGCCUCAGCUGGAGCGCCAGGAUAGUGGCACCUGGACAUGCACCGUCUCGCAGGACCAGAAGACGGUGGAGUUCAAAAUAGACAUCGUGGUGCUAGCUUUCCAGAAGGCCUCCAGCACAGUCUAUAAGAAAGAGGGGGAACAGGUGGAGUUCUCCUUCCCACUCGCCUUUACACUUGAAAAGCUGACGGGCAGUGGCGAGCUGUGGUGGCAGGCGGAGAGGGCCUCCUCCUCCAAGUCUUGGAUUACCUUUGACCUGAAGAACAAGGAAGUGUCUGUAAAACGGGUUACCCAGGACCCCAAGCUCCAGAUGGGCAAGAAGCUCCCGCUCCACCUCACCCUGCCCCAGGCCUUGCCUCAAUAUGCUGGCUCUGGAAACCUCACGCUGGCCCUUGAAGCGAAAACAGGAAAGUUGCAUCAGGAAGUGAACCUCGUGGUGAUGAGAGCCACUCAGUUCCAGGAAAAUUUGACCUGUGAAGUGUGGGGACCCACCUCCCCUAAGCUGACGCUGAGCUUGAAACUGGAGAACAAGGGGGCAACGGUCUCGAAGCAGGCGAAGGCGGUGUGGGUGCUGAACCCUGAGGCGGGGAUGUGGCAGUGUCUGCUGAGUGACUCGGGACAGGUCCUGCUAGAAUCCAACAUCAAGGUUGUGCCCACAUGGCCCACCCCGGUGCAGCCAAUGGCCCUGAUUGUGCUGGGGGGCGUUGCGGGCCUCCUGCUUUUCACUGGGCUAGGCAUCUUCUUCUGUGUCAGGUGCCAGCAUCGAAGGCGUCAAGCAGAGCGGAUGUCUCAGAUCAAGAGACUCCUCAGUGAAAAGAAGACCUGCCAGUGCCCUCACCGGUUUCAGAAGACAUGUAGCCCCAUUUGAGGCACGAGGCCAGGGAGAUCCCAAUUGCAGCCUCCCCAGGUGUCUGCCCGCGUUUCCCGUUGGGCUCAUGGCCUGCGGACCAGAUGAAUGUAGCAGAUCCUAGGCCUCUGGCCUCCUGUUCGCCUCCUCUACGAUUUACCAUUGUUUCUCCUGGGUUAGGCCCCAGCUUCAUUGGUUAAGUGUUGCUCUCUAUUUUCCAGAGGCUUAAUCACACCAUUCUCCCCACCGUUUCCUUUUCCUUCAAGCCCUAGCCCUUCUCUCAUUAUUUCUCUCUGACCUUCUCCCCCACUGCUCAUUUGGAUCCCAGGGGAGUGUUCAGGGCCAGCCCUGGCUGGCAUGGAGGGUGAGGCUAGGUGUCCGGAAGCAUGGAACAUGGGACUGUUAUUUCACAGGACAGGACCCUGGGACCACAGAGGGCAGGAACUUGCACAAAAUCACACAGCCAAGCCAGUCAAGGAUAGAUGCAGAUCCAGAGGUUUCUGGCAGCCAGCACCUCCUGCCCCACGCUGCCUGCGUCUCACCCUAUGUGGGUGGGGCCACAGACUCACGUCCUGACCUUGCACAGGCAGCCCCACUGGACACAGCCCCAUGUACACAGCCACAAGGGAUGCUUCACAUCCUCUGUCUGUUUGAGACUUACAAAAAUCCUACAAGGCUGGCAGUGACAGAACUAAGAUGAUCAUCUCCAGUUUACAGACCAGAAUCAGAGCUCAGAAAAGCUAGAUGAUUGAUUACCCAAGGUCAUAUAGCUAGCAAGUGCUGGAGUCGGGACUAACCCAGGUCCCUUGUCCCAAGUUCCACUGCUGCCUCUUGAAUGCAGGGACAAAUGCCACACGGCUGUCACCAGUGGCUAGUGGUGGGUACUCAGGGUGUACUGUUGGGUUCGCAGGAGCACAGCACCCAUGGGAAGGGCCCAUCUUAGAGAACUUAUAAGCAGGGAUGAAGGCCUCCCUGUCUAAAAUUCCUCCUUCAUCCCCCACUGGUGGCAGAAUCUGUUACCAGAGGACAAAGCCUUUGGCUCUUCUGAUCAGAGUGCAGGCUGGGAGCACAGGCCCUGUGGCAGACAAUGCCCAGUGACCAGCCACUCACCCUGUGCAGAACCUCCUGGAAGUGAGUUUUGCUGGGAGAAGGGAUAGCUAGCCUGAGAGGGAACCCUCUAAGGGACCUCAAAGGUGAUUGUGCCAGGCUCUGCGCCUGCCCCACACCCUCCCUUACCCUCCUCCAGACCAGUCAGGACACAGGGAAAUCAGGGUUACAAAUCAUCUUCUUCUUGACCCAUUUCUGUCAGGAUCUCCUCUCUUCCUACCCUUCCUCACCACUUCCCUCAGUCCCAACUCCUUUUCCCUCUUUCGUCUCCUCCUAUCUUUACAGCCUGCCUCUUCCAGGAAGACCACCCUAUUGCUGCUGGGGCUCCCCAUUUGCUUACUUUGCAUUUGUGCCCACUCUCCACCCCUGCUCCCCUGAGCUGAAAGAAAAAUACAAUAAACUUACUAAAAGAAGA